Molecule: messenger RNA, 555 nt
Organism: Exaiptasia diaphana
Lineage: Eukaryota; Metazoa; Cnidaria; Anthozoa; Actiniaria; Aiptasiidae
Product: 60S ribosomal protein L26
Exons: 2
Coding region: 45-479 (144 amino acids)
Biological process (GO): ribosomal large subunit biogenesis; cytoplasmic translation
Cellular component (GO): cytosolic large ribosomal subunit
Molecular function (GO): RNA binding; structural constituent of ribosome
Source: RefSeq, a predicted model, not a curated record
CUUUCUCUUCAGUGGCUGUGUUGCAUGAGGUUGGAAGCAACGAAAUGAAGCAACAUAAAGAAGUCUCUUCUUCUAGGAGAAAAUGCCGAAAGGCUCACUUCUCGGCCCCAUCAAGUGUUAGAAGAAAGCUUAUGAGUGCUCCCUUGUCCAAAGAAUUGAGGCAGAAGUACAACGUUCGUUCAAUUCCCGUUCGCAAAGACGACGAGGUUCAAGUCACACGUGGGCAUUUUAGAAGCCAACAAGUUGGAAAAAUCAUCCAAGUUUACCGUAAGAAAUGGGUUAUUCACAUCGACAGAAUCCAACGCGAGAAAGCUAAUGGUGCUACAGUUAGUGUAGGAAUCCAUCCAAGCAAAGUUGAAAUCGUCAAGCUCAAGCUAGACAAGGAUCGUAAGAGGAUUUUGGAAAGGAAAAAUAGAUCGAAGUUGGCCGAGAAGGGAAAACACACAGAGGAAGAAGUGCAAGCUAUGGCCACAGAAUAAUCAAGGAUAUCUACAAUGGUCAGGCUUCAACCAUCUUGCUACCUUGUAAUGUCUAAAUAAAAUCUUUCUGCAUAUU